Molecule: messenger RNA, 2845 nt
Organism: Anguilla anguilla (European eel)
Lineage: Eukaryota; Metazoa; Chordata; Actinopteri; Anguilliformes; Anguillidae
Product: nodal homolog
Exons: 3
Coding region: 1492-2763 (423 amino acids)
Biological process (GO): BMP signaling pathway; SMAD protein signal transduction
Cellular component (GO): extracellular region
Molecular function (GO): cytokine activity; type I activin receptor binding; growth factor activity
Source: RefSeq, a predicted model, not a curated record
UACAGUUCAUUUUGUUGUGGUUUGGAAUUUUCUAUCCACAGUUGAUUUUUCAAACUUAAGAGUCAUUAAUCUUACUAAUUUCCGAAUGCUGACCACCCUCAAACCUUGCAAUCACAAUGCAUACCCAUAGAAAUAUACAAUAAGUAAUAUGCAAAAACAGAGUUUAAACGAAGACUUAUGAUAUAGACAUUUCUGAUAUAGUUCACGUAGCCUAGUGUUUCUUCGGUGUUGCAGUCUAUAAUUUACAGGUAGAAACUCAUUUUAGGUUAUUUAGGUUUAUUUCUUACUGUUGCUUGCCGAUAGACUUUCCAUCAGUGACAUAAUAGCACAUUAAUCGAAUGUAGCCUAUUUCAUGUUUGCGUUUGAAAUACUGAUGGCGUUAGAUAAUACUCUUCAUUUCUAUUCAGGGCCAGUAUUAAACUAAGUGUGACGUUAAUGCACGGCUUUGAUUAUUCAUAUUUGAAGAUCAUCAAAUACGCUCUGCUCCCGGAGUCACUUUCAUGCUGACAAGUGGGUGCGAAUUUACUUCCCCUUUCAAUGAAGAAGAAACGUCAUCUCUAAUAAUGGAGCCAAUACUACAAGGAAAGCCUAUACUUCCUAUUUGAGAACAGAUUCUAAUUUUUUGCGGUUCCGAAGCUUAUAAGUUUCAAAUGGAAAUGUAGGCCUAUAGUCUUAAGCGUCAGCGAAUCAGUGAAGAUGGAGCCACUACGUAUUUUUGUAGUCAAGUUUAUCCUACAAUCAUCCCCAUUUACGUGCAAUAAAUUGCCGAUUAAAUGUAGCCUCUCUGUUUUAGAAUUCAAAUAAGAUAAAAAAAUAAAAUAAGAACAUCAGACGAUAUAACAAACUUUACUGUUUUAUUUAUACCAGUGAUUAAUUUAAUCUACCCUUCUAUAUGACAUUUAUUAAAUCAUCGAAAACUGUACUUAAUCGCAAGGAAUUUACUGGUUAACUUCAGUUGUUUUACUUAUUUGUAGUCCGAAUGAUGUGAAAAUAGUUAUAGCACGUCUAAAUUAGCUCCGACUUUUAAUUGCGUCAUAAUUAUGCUCGCGUGGCUAGCCUCCAGUCGUUAAUCAAACCCCCUUUCUCCGGCUCUGAUUAAUUUGACUAAUAUUAUUGUUUUGCUGUCUAAUCAAAGGGGAUCACGAAUAUACAUCGCUUACAACAGCAGAAAGAUCAUGGUCCUCACACCUCGUGCAUAUGAAAGGUUGGUUGGUUUCGAGAGACGGCGAACUUGGCAAAACGGGCCCUUUUAUCUCAUUUGAUAGAGACAACGUGCAGGGAAGAUCAGGGAGAACUUCAAAGGCUUUUCAAUGACUGAGAUUAUCAAAGGACGACUGACCUCUAUAUACUAGACCACCUUCAGCACUACAGCACUCCAAACAGCACAAGUCAGAGGAAAGAGGACAGAGCAUUACCUCUCUGCAUCUCCUUCUCUACCUUUUGCAUUACAUUACGACGGACAAUUUGAAAAGUGGACUUUUAACGGUAAUCAUGGCGCCCUUCGUCUUCUGUGUUCUCUGCCCACUGCUCGCCUGCUGGACCAGCAUCGUGAGCUCUGGGUCGAUUCCUGUGGAACUCGCUCUCAGAAAAGCGCUUUUGCAAAGGGCUCGCGGAGCACACCGAUCCGGUUCAAGUUCCCUGGCGUCUGCUUCCAGUUUCGCGUUAAAAACCCCUGGAUUCCAUCCCAACGGAUACCCGCUGUACAUGAUGCAGCUUUACCGAACCUUAACCGCCGCAGACCGCGUUAGAGUGACACCUGUCAGCACCACCAGAAACACAGGCCACGAGAACCCGCUACUACACGAGGCUGACUCCGUUCUCAGUCUCAUAGCGAAAAGUUGCUUCCAGGUGGGGGAGAGGUGGACAAUCACCUUCGACAUGUCCGCCAUAUCGGCGAGGGACAGCGUCCAGCUGUCGGAGCUCCGCGUGCACCUGCCAGAGUUUUCCGCCGCCAAGCGCGUGACCGUGGACGUGUACCACUCCCUCGGGCAGGGCUGCGGGCACGCGGGGCCCUGCCGGGAAGAGCGCCUCCUGCUGGGCAGCUUCGGCGCCGUGCCGGGCGCCACCGAGUCGGCCUGGAAGGUCUUCAACGUGACGGGCAUUAUCCAGGCCUGGCUGCGCCGGCAACGAGGGGGGGCCACGGCGGCCCGUCGGGAGGGCGAGCGGGACGAGGGGCGGGGCGGGAAGGUCCAGCACCCGACGGCCAACCGGGUCAUGAUGGUGGUGUUCUCCAAGCAGACCGCGCCACGCGACGGGCAGCGGGCGCCGACGCUCAUCCGCGCGGUGGAGAGCUCCAAGUACGUGGCCCAGGAGCGGCCGUCCGGCAGGGAGCCCGCGGGCCGCCGGCACAAGAGGGACCGCAGCGGCGGCAGGGAGAGCGUGCGGGCGGCGGGGGGCGCCGCGGCCGGCUCCUCCCCCGCCGCCGCCACCGCCUCCGAGCCUGGCCGGGGCCCGCUCUGCCGGAGGGUGGACAUGUGGGUGGACUUCGACCAGAUCGGCUGGAACCAGUGGAUCGUGUACCCCAAGCGCUACAACGCCUUCCGCUGCCAGGGCGAGUGCCCCAGCCCCGUGGACGAGGACUUCAAGCCCACCAACCACGCCUACAUGCAGAGCUUGCUGAGGAUGCAUCACCCGUCGAGAGUGCCGUGCCCGUCCUGCGUGCCCACGCGGCUCAGCCCCCUCUCCAUGCUGUACUACGAGGACGGGGAGGUGGUGAUGCGGCACCACGAGGACAUGGUGGUGGAGGAGUGCGGCUGCCACUGAGCGCGCCCCGCGACGGCCCGGUAUCGGACCAACUGCAAAAAAAAAAAAAAAAGCCAACGCGUCGCCGUCGGCCCAGCGCUGG